Molecule: messenger RNA, 2813 nt
Organism: Tupaia belangeri chinensis (Chinese tree shrew)
Lineage: Eukaryota; Metazoa; Chordata; Mammalia; Scandentia; Tupaiidae
Gene: PWWP3A
Product: PWWP domain containing 3A, DNA repair factor
Biological process (GO): chromatin organization; DNA repair
Cellular component (GO): cytosol; nucleus
Molecular function (GO): nucleosome binding
Source: RefSeq, a predicted model, not a curated record
CCCCGUCCUUUCCGGGACAUGGCAGCAGGACAGCCAGCAGCCGCUCUGUCGUUCGCGCUGUGCGCUGUGGUCACCUGUUAGCUCCCAGACGGGCGGCCGUGAGCGCUGCUGGUGGCGUUCCGGAGGGCCUGUCUGGCUGAGGCUGAGGUGGGAGGCAGGCCUUCAGCCGGAGGCCCGUGGCGUCACCUCGCCCCGCUGCGUGUGCACACCAGCAAUGACGGCCCCCCAGUAUGUCCUCUGCACGUGGAAGAGGCGGCUGUGGCCCGCCAAGGUUUUGGCCAGAACCAAGGCUUCAACAAAAAAUAAGAGAAAAAAGGAAUUCUUUCUAGAUAUUCAAAUUCUCUCCUUGGAGGAAAAGUUAAGUGCUGGUUUUUUUAAAAAUGCUAUUUCUUUUCCACCUGGGACUGGUGCGCCCCUAGAGGCCCCUCCCCGCAAACAGUGCGGCAGGCCGGCGGCCGUUACCCGGAGUGCUGCCACCCCUCGGUGCUCGUCCUCGCCUUGCGAGGGGCACGGCCGGCGUGCUUUACGUCGGUUUGGAAACGGGACCGGGACGAGGUGCCCUGGGAGCCGGACGGGGAUCCGAGUAGCAGACGGUAAAUGCAAGACCAGGCUGUGGAGGCUCGCAGGAGGUCUCCUGCCCACGCUCUGCCCUUUCGGAGCCCUGGGUGUCAGGCCCUUCUGUUCGGAGACGGGGUUUGAGCCUGUCACUCUAAUGAGAACCUGUCACCCGGCACCGAAAGGUGAAUCCUUGGCCUGCAGACGGCUCUGCUGUCCCGCCACGGGUCAUCCGCUGGUGACUGCGGUGCAGGCCGCGGAGGUCUGGUGUCUGCAGAGCCCAGACGGCGUGGGGGCCCGGGCGCCCCGUCCCUGCUCCGGUCCCCCUUUGCAUGCAGCGUCUCCCCACCCCCUCCUCCCCGCGCCCCUCUCCCGGAGCUCGCCCGGGUGGUCCCCAGCCCGCACUUUCCCUGCGGCGGGGAGGGCCCUGCGGCGGUCCCAGAUCGAAGGCAUCGCCGCCUCCUUAGGUGAGCUGGCGGCCCUCGGGGCCGGGACGCGGGAGGGGCUCAGGGGCGGCGAGGACGUGGUGCCCGGCAGGGCGCUCCCUGCCCCAGGCCUCUUCACACAGGGCCCCUGCCGCGGCCAGGAGGGGCUGCCCUGGGACGCCGGGGCCAGGCCAGUCAGGGUCACGUUGGUCCCUGUCCCCUUCUGCGGCCUCAGGGCCUGCAGGACAAGAGUCGUGGGUGCCGCACCCCCGGGGCUCCAGGCUGUGAAGGGCGGAGUUGGCGCGCUGCACAGGGGGACGCUCGAGCGCUUCCUGUCCCUCCCUCGCCCGCUCGCCCGUGUCCGUCCCUCCCCCACCCGUGUCCGUCCGUCCCUCACCCAUGGACCGUCUAACCCAGUGUCCUUGGCAGACUGGCCGUCGUCUGAGGGGUCCGCGGAGUCGCAUUCUGUCAGCCCUCUCCUGGAGGGGGACGAGGAUGACGAGGAGCCGCCCCCCAUCCUCCUCUACCACGAGCCUCGCUCGUUUGAAGUGGGGAUGCUGGUCUGGCUGAAAUACCACAAGUACCCCUUCUGGCCCGCGGUGGUAAGAACCCCUCCCGUCUCCUGUGCUGGGCACCCCGGGCAGCCACGUCCGCCCUCGACCCUCGACGGCCCGGCCGCCUUCCUCGGAGACUGGCACUGGGCCGGGGCCGACGGCGCCCUUGGCAAGGCCUGGCUGCGGGAGCGUCACCCCCGCGGGGACGCGGCCCACCCGGCCCGCCCCAGGAUCACCGUGUGUCUGCGGAGGCUGAAGCACUUCGACUGCAAGGAGAAGCAGGCCCUCCUGAGUGAAGCCAGGGAGGACUUCGAGCAGGCCAUUGGCUGGUGUGUCUCCCUCAUCACCGACUACCGGGUCCGGCUGGGCUGCGGGUCCUUCUCCGGCUCCUUCCUGGAAUACUACGCGGCUGACAUCAGUGAGCCGGCCCUCCGCUCCCCUCCCCCCCGGUGCCCCUGCGGCUCAGGCACCCAGUUCCCACAGCUGAGCUCGGGGGACCCUGAGGAGCCUGCGGCCGGCACCCCCCUGGGGCAGAGGCAGCCCUGCAGGAAAGUGCUGCCCGACCGCUCGCGGGCCGCCCGGGACCGUGCCAACCAGCGGCUGGUGGGACGACGGGUUGGCCGAUCGGAGGAGCACCUGCAGGCCGUGCUGCGGGGCAGGACACCAUCCCGCUGGCUGCAGGCCUUCCUGAGCGCCGGCCGCUGCGUGACCUGCCUGGAGACCUACCUGGAGGAUGAGGGCCAGCUGGACCUGGUGGUGCAGUACCUGCAGGGCGUCUACCAGGGCGCACGGCGCCACGGCGGCCUGGCUCACAUCCACGGCGACAGGGUCCGCUUCAUCCUGGAUGUCCUCCUGCCUGAGGCCAUCAUCUCUGCGAUAGCCGCGGUGGACGGGGUGGAUUACAGGACGGCCGAGGAGAAGUACCUGCAGGGGCCCUCGCUGAGCUACCGGGAGAAGGAGCUGUUCGACAGCCAGCUUCUGGAAGAGAGGAGCCGGCGCCGUCGGUGACUGCUCAGCUCGUGGGGUGCCGAGUGCCGCCUGCCACCGAGGAGCCCGGGCUGGCAGCACCGGGCUCUGCACGUCGGCCCGAGCACGUCGCCCUCGGGGCUGCCUGGGCCCCGCACUUUCCAUCCGGUCCCCGCGCCCCGAGCUGUCGGUUUCCUCCCCACCGGGCCGGUCCCGUCCCUGGUGCGUGUGGCAGGAGCAGCUGCGGCUGUGAGGACAGCCCGCAUGGGCACCGUGGUGUGCGCUGGCAUUAAAGGAGUCGCCCCUGACCCUG